GUUGUUGUCUACAUAUCGAACAAGAUAUAAUAUUAUGUAGUUCUGACGUAUAGAAUUUGAUCUAACUAGAAAGCUAGAAAAUCGCGUUUUAGUAUUUCUUAAGCCAUUGAAAUACUAGUGGUUCUUGUUUACCUUUACGUUUAUCUCGAAAUUGCAUUCAAGGUUACUGAUUACAACACGGAAGUAAACAGGUUCAUUAUCUAUGGUAAAAAUGAUUUUUCAUUAAAAUUAUGAGCAAUUAGUGUCAAGCAACACUUAAAUAAACGUCAAAAAAUCCAAAAAAAAAAGCCGAAAGGCAACUGUUGUAGUUUUUAAUUUAGUUUGUAAACUUAUUUCUGUUUUAUUAUAGUUGAUAGUUUCCCUAAAAGUGUACCAACUAUUAUUUUAUCUAGUCUUAAACAUGUAUUUUUUAGUUAGGGAGCAAUCCGAGGUUCCUGACGUUCGUUAAUGUGCCAUAAAAGUGUUGAUGGAUGCCUCUUUGUUGUGAAAAUAGUGAUUUUCGGUGCUUAACGCGGCAGUUAUGGAGCGAAAUAGUUCCAAAAACGAUCGCAAAUUGCUCAUAACGUGUCCUGAAUGUGAUAAAUGCUAAAAUUUUCAUUUUUUUAAGAAGUCCCGCCAUAAUAUUGCAAGUAAUUUUUUUCAUUAUUUCGUAAUAAUUUUUUUUGUAAUAUUUUAAAAAAUGAAACAAUUGCUUAAUAUAAGCAGAAAAAAUACCAGCACCGGGGCAACGUGUGGAUCGCAACAAGUCUCAUAGGAUUUACGAUUCAUAUAAAAAAUAAAUAUGUCAACUAUUCAAGAUAAUCAUUCCUUCUGGAACAUAUCAAGUGAUAAUACAGAUUUGAAGUAUGAAAAAUGUCGGAAUAUUACCGAGGAGAUCUAUAAGAGGAUCGAUAUAACUUUUAAAAUUAAAAAAUUGGAGACGGGAACACAAAGUGAUUCUGACUACAGUGAUCUAAUAGAUAGCAAUGAAUUGAGCAAUGAAACCGACCUAUUCGCUUGUGACAAAAGUUCAAUAUCAAGCAGUACAGAGUUAGAGGCGUUGGAACGCGGCAGUGCUAUAUGUGAGAAGUUCAUAAAUAACAAUAAUAAUGAAGAGACUAAGAAGAAACCGGCUACAGUUUAUAAGAGGCCUCGGAAAAGGUUCCGUAAACGCGUCAAAAAGCAACAACGUUCUAAAAGAGACUCCGAUGGGUCAAGUGAUGAAGCCCUGCCGCUGAGCAGAGCUGUCGAUUUAGACUUCACUCUGAACAGAGUCACGCCGUCUCCGUCUCAUGCUGUGAUGGGAGUACCAAAUGUUGUUAUAACCCCUAUUGAUCUGAAAAAAUUCAAGCUUCCAGUGCUAGAAAAGAAAUCGACGAAGAAAAAUGAAUCGAAACAAAAUCCUGUAAAAGAAUCCAAAGACACAGUCAUAGACAAGGGCACAGAUAAACAAAGCAAGACUACAGAUGAAAAAAACGAUAAAAAAACCAUAGACAAGGUAGAGAAAGAGAAACCAACGGAAUGGAGUUGUUCUAUUUGCAGUUUGUCGUUUCGUGGCGAAAGGGGUUUAAGACGCCACAUGACAAUGUCGCAUGUAAUAGACCCGAUAGAAGCAAAGAAGGCAAACAAAAAAGAAGAAUCAAUAUGAAUCGGUAAAUUUGAUAAUAUCACUUAAGUUAAAAAAUAAUGUUGCUAGUUCACAAAAUAUCAAAAAUUAAUUAUAUCGAAAUUUUUGGUGAUUGAAGAAAAAAAAAAACAUGCAAUGUUUUUUAUGAAAAAAAUUAUUCUUUAGUUUGAUAAUAGUGUUAAUAUAGAACCUUUUUGAAUACAGUGCAACA
Molecule: messenger RNA, 1817 nt
Organism: Melitaea cinxia (Glanville fritillary)
Lineage: Eukaryota; Metazoa; Arthropoda; Insecta; Lepidoptera; Nymphalidae
Exons: 5
Coding region: 782-1627 (281 amino acids)
Source: RefSeq, a predicted model, not a curated record